AUGCUUAACCCGCCCACUGCCCUCCACGCCCUCCCCGACUAUAACACCGAUGGAAGCACCACCGAGAGCGGGAGCGACCACCCUGAGCCCGUCACUCCCACCAGCGAACAGCGUCCCGCCUCCUUCGCCGCCCUCCGCCUCGAGCCCACCCGCAGCAAACCCGGCGACAUGGCCGUUGCAACAAUGACGGCAACCCACCCGCCGCCCAUCCAGUGCGAAAACCCUUCUCACCGCGCCGGCCUCAAGAAAAUCGGCACUUUCGUGAGGAAGACCAUCAAGCGCGCCGACUCGAAGCGCGACGACGACGACGCCACCCCGGACAAGGCUGCCCUCCCUCACGAGCCUCUCUUCGUCCGCACCAGACGCCUCAGCUCCUGGUCCCGUUCGGCCCGCAGCUCUCCUAAAUCCUCGCAGUCCAACAGCCCCCCCUCUCCACGCUCACCUACCAUUACCUUCGAGGAAAAGAACAAGGACGGCAGCGCCCCACCUGGCUUUUCUCGCCCGAGCCAGUCGCCCUCCUUCGACACCUUCAUGUCGAAACCUGACAAAUUCGGCCCGUCCUCGCUGGUCGACCGCGCCGGCUACAGAAAUAGAGCCGCUAGUCUCGAAUCUGUUCCCAAGUCUGUUUCCCGUCACCCCCAGGAUACCACGCUUCCCAAGUCGCAGCCCGCUGGCAGAGCCGCCGAGGGUGCUGGUCUGAAAGCUCGCCGCCUGAGCACCUGUCUGCCCGACGAGUUCUUCGUCGACCACUGCGAGCUGGACAAUGAGUUCAAGAGCACAAGCGCCAUUCCCUUCCGCCGAGGCAAGAAACUCGGCGACGGCGCCACGGCCGAGGUGCGCGUCAUGUCCAGGCGAGGCGGCCCCGGCGACGAGCUGUACGCCGUCAAAGAGUUCCGCGGCCGCGAGAAAGACGAGUCCGAGGACGACUACGUCAAGAAGAUCAAGUCCGAGUACAGCAUCGCCAAAAGUCUGCACCAUCCCAACAUCGUCGACACGGUGCGCCUGUGCACCCACAACGGCCGCUGGAACCACAUCAUGGAAUUCUGCACUCACGGCGAGCUCUACGACCUCGCCAAGAAGGGCUUGUUCAUUCCCGUCCAGGCUGGUGGCUACUACAAAGCCGCCGACCGCCUGUGUCUCUUCAAACAGUUGUGCCGCGGCGUGUGCUACCUGCACGAUCACGGCAUCGCCCAUCGCGACAUCAAACUUGAGAACCUUCUUCUAGACAAGGAAGGCCACCUCAAGAUCUCCGAUUUCGGCGUGUCCGAGGUUUUUAGCGGCGAGCAUCCCGGUAUGCGUGCUGCUGGUGGAGAGUGCGGCGUCGACAUGGGCGAAGUGCGGCUCUGCAAACCAGGCAUCUGCGGCAGCAGGCCGUACAUCGCCCCGGAGGUUCUCGCAAAGAGCGGCCCUUACGACCCCCGUCCAAUGGACGUCUGGUCCUGCGCCAUCGCCCUCUUCUACCUCUCCAGCCAGUCACCUUGGGGCGCCGCCGACGCCGCCACUGACGUCAAGUACGCAGCGUACCUGCGCAACUGGGACGACUGGAUGGCCCGGCACCCCGACGGCGAGGUGUGCGACGACUCAGACGGCGCGCCCAAGACGUCGCCCGCCUUCCAGGGGCUGGACAAUCCGGGCAUCAAGCGCUUGAUGAUCCGCAUGCUGUGUCCCUACCCGGAGCGCCGCAUCACCAUCCGCGAGGUGCUCGACUCGCCGACCAUGCGCGCCGUCGAGUGCUGCACGCCAGAGAACUACGCCGAUGAGGUCGCGUGCCCGACGGUCGUCGAUGCGAGCAGCAAGAAAGGAUGCAAGGCCGCUCGUCAGGCCACCGUGCUCAAGAAGCACAACCAUUGCCCGCCCAAGGGUAGUAGGAUCCCGAAGGCGCUGCAGCAUCGAUUCGACAUGGGGCAUGGAUGGUAUUGA
Messenger RNA from Diplodia corticola, 1920 nucleotides. Its product is annotated as kinase domain containing protein. The transcript has 2 exons. Gene Ontology annotation, molecular function: protein serine/threonine kinase activity; ATP binding. Gene Ontology annotation, biological process: intracellular monoatomic cation homeostasis; intracellular signal transduction; protein phosphorylation. The record is from RefSeq and is a predicted model, not a curated record. NCBI's taxonomy places the organism in Eukaryota, Fungi, Ascomycota, Dothideomycetes, Botryosphaeriales, Botryosphaeriaceae. The coding region runs from base 1 to 1920 and encodes 639 amino acids.